This is a messenger RNA of Camelina sativa (false flax), 972 nucleotides long. RefSeq names its product transcription repressor OFP12. Lineage: Eukaryota; Viridiplantae; Streptophyta; Magnoliopsida; Brassicales; Brassicaceae. Gene Ontology annotation, biological process: negative regulation of DNA-templated transcription. The record is from RefSeq and is a predicted model, not a curated record.
CAAGACACCUAGCUAAUCCACUUGCUCAAUACAUAUUCUCUCACUCUCUUUCUCUCUAAACACAAAAAGAAAAAGCAAUGCCAAGAGUCAUGUGGAAAAACUUCCAUCUUUGCUUCCCAUCAAAUCUCACCAAGCCUCCAUCGUCCGAAGCCACCUCCGACGAUCCCAACCGUCCAUCCCUUCCUCUCAUCAACAACUUCAACCUCCUCUAUGAUGACUCCUCCGCUGCCGGACGCCGCCUAUCUAAGCCUCUCAUCGACGACGUUGUACCCUCUUCAACGUUCACGGCCUCCACCCCCACCGCGGCUAACUCUUCUUCCUCCUCCGCCUCAUACGAUGACUCUGAUAACUACGGUUUUGCCCCUGACGACGGCUCUCCCCCUCCUGACUUAACCGCCGUUUUAGCCUCCCGUCGCUUCUUCUUCUCUUCUCCUGGUCGCUCCAACUCAAUCACUGACUCGCCGGAUCUCCGCUGCCGCGAUAACUACGAUACUGCCACUAGCACCAAUAGGCUUCUCACCGGAGGAACGGCCGUGAAAGAAUACGUGCAAUCCCCUGAUCCUUACAACGACUUCAGGAGAUCAAUGCAGGAGAUGCUCGACGCCGUCACAAACGCCGGAGAUCUUCGCCGUUACGAGUUCUUGCACGAGCUGUUGCUCAGUUACCUCUCUUUGAAUGCCGCCGAUACACACAAGUUCAUUAUCAGAGCUUUCGCCGACAUUCUCGUCUCUCUCUUAUCAGACGGCCACCGGAUUAGCUGACGUGUGCAACUCAUGUUAUUUUAUUUUUAUAACGCUUUAGGACAAAUCAAACAAUAAAAAGUAAAAUGUAAUUAUUGUGUAAUGAUACGAGAAAAUCGAGAGAGGCGUGGGAUUUUGUCUCGAUCGCAUGCUGUGUUAAUUAGAUUGCUUUUAAUCUCUUUUUGUUGUUACGGUUUCUAAAUAGAUGAAACUUGUUAAUUCUGUGACUGUG